AUGGCUAUCUCCGAUCUCCUGAAUCGCCGCGUGCGGGCUAGACCGGAGGAUGACGAAGAUGACUACUCCGACGAAGCGCCAUCCGAGACCGGGGUCCAGAAUGAGGGCUCGGAGGCAUCAGACUCGGAAAAUGGGAGCGAAGAUGACUCCGAGGGGGUCGACGAUCUGUCGGACAGCGCAAACGAAGACGAGGCGGACGAGGACGAAAGCGAAGACGACGAUGAUGGAAACGAAGACGUACGAGCCUCUCUCAACAACAUAUCGUUCGGCGCCCUUGCCAAAGCACAAGCUUCUAUGGGCUCGAACAGCAAGCGCCACUCCAAACCGUCUAAAUCGACCGAGGAACCUUCCGCUUCAUCGCCGCUGGACGACAUUCGAGCUCGAAUCCUCGAGGCACGUGAGCAAAAACGACAAGCAUUGAAAGAUGCCGAGAAGAAAGCAUCGCGCUCCUCCAAACAUGCCCCAAUGGUCCAGUCGUCCAAGCAUGCCGUUUCCCGCAAGCGAACGAUCGUUGAACCACCAUCUAUCCCCAAGUCACGAGAUCCGCGAUUUGAUCCGACAGUCAUGAGCUCAAGUAGUCGGUCAAACUCAGAAGCCGCCGAAAAGGCGUACGGAUUCCUGGAUGAAUACCGUGCCAAUGAACUUAAAGCAUUGAAAGAGCAGCUUGCGAAGACCAAGAAUGUGAACGAAAAGGAGGAAUUGAAGCGCACCAUUCGGUCUACGUCCGAUCGUCUACGAGCGAUGGAGAAUAAGAAGCGCGAGAAGGAGGUCAUGGCCGACCAUAAGAAACGAGAGAAACAACUCAUCAGCGAAGGAAAGAAGAGCAAUCCUUAUUACAUGAAGAAGUCGGACCUGAAGAAGCAGGUUCUACUCAAGAAGUACGAGGACAUGAACUCCAAGGAUCGGGCGAAGGCUCUGGAGAGACGACGAAAGAAGAUGGCUUCCAAGGAGCGGAAGGAGAUGCCCAUGGAACGAAGAGGCAUGGGUGAUGGUGACGAUGGAGAAGGCAGAAAACGCCGGAGAAUGGCCUAG
Molecule: messenger RNA, 1032 nt
Organism: Aspergillus steynii IBT 23096
Lineage: Eukaryota; Fungi; Ascomycota; Eurotiomycetes; Eurotiales; Aspergillaceae
Gene: rrp36
Product: putative pre-rRNA processing protein
Exons: 2
Coding region: 1-1032 (343 amino acids)
Biological process (GO): maturation of SSU-rRNA from tricistronic rRNA transcript (SSU-rRNA, 5.8S rRNA, LSU-rRNA)
Cellular component (GO): nucleolus; 90S preribosome
Source: RefSeq, a predicted model, not a curated record